UGUGCUGUGAGCGACUGGGCGCUACCACGCUCCUGCCCCUCCUGGGCAAUCUGCCGCAUCCAGGCUUGGCCUGGGCAGAAGCGGAGACCAGGGUCCUGGCAGGCGAGUGAAGGGUGUGCGCUGGGGUGAGCAGGCAGCGCCUCCGCGGCCGCCACCGUGCCGGCUUUACCCUUUAAAUCGGUCUCCAAGCCGCUUACUGCUGAUCUCCCACGUGACGUUUUACCUUCUGUCUCCCGGAGCGUGUUGCCCGAGGACAGUCCUCUGGCUGCUGCGCGCCUCAUAGCAUAGCGCAGCCCGCCGCAGAGGCUGGGCUCCAGCAACACUUCGGGUGGAGUGACACGGGUGCGGGCGCCCUUGGAGGGCCACCCGGCACCGGGCUUCCGGGGAUCAGGAGGCGUCGGGGGCCGAAGAGGGCGCGGUCGGGGAGGAGACGGUGCCCCAGAGCGGAUAGGCGCCCUAGGUCUGGGCGGCGAGCGGGGUGCCCUGUAGCAGGCAGUCUGGGGUGCGUCCUGCUGGAGGGCAAUCUGCGAUGACCCCACCGCGGAGCUGAAGCUGCGACCCGAACGCCUUCCGCGCCCUCGCCAUGCAGAAGAGCGUGCGCUACAACGAGGGGCACGCCUUGUACCUGGCCUUGCUGGCGCGCAAGGAGGGCACCAAGCGCGGCUUCCUGAGCAAGAAGGCGGCCGAGGCGAGCCGCUGGCACGAGAAGUGGUUCGCUCUCUACCAGAAUGUGCUCUUUUACUUCGAAGGCGAGCAGAGUUGCCGCCCAGCGGGCAUGUACCUCCUAGAGGGCUGCAGCUGUGAGCGGACGCCCGCACCACCCAGGACCAACGCAGGACCCGCAGGCGCCCGGGACGCUUUGGACAAGCAGUAUUACUUCACUGUCCUUUUUGGGCACGACGGCCAGAAACCACUGGAGCUGCGCUGUGAGGAGGAGCAGGCUGGGAAAGAGUGGAUGGAGGCCAUUCACCAAGCCAGUUACGCGGACAUUUUGAUUGAGAGGGAAGUGUUAAUGCAGAAGUACAUUCAUCUAGUUCAGAUUGUGGAGACAGAAAAAAUUGCCACUAACCAACUCCGACAUCAACUCGAAGAUCAAGAUACUGAAAUUGAGAGGCUUAAAUCAGAGAUUGUUGCUCUUAAUAAGACCAAGGAACGGAUGCGUCCGUACCACACCCAUCAAGAGGAGGAGGAUCCGGACAUCAAGAAGAUUAAGAAGGUUCAGAGCUUCAUGAGAGGAUGGCUGUGUAGGAGGAAGUGGAAGACCAUCGUGCAGGACUACAUUUGUUCUCCCCAUGCAGAGAGCAUGAGGAAGAGAAACCAGAUUGUGUUCACAAUGGUGGAGGCUGAGACGGAGUAUGUGCACCAGCUCUACAUUCUGGUGAACGGUUUCCUCAGGCCCCUGCGCAUGGCAGCCAGCUCCAAGAAGCCACCCAUUAGCCACGAUGAUGUCAGCAGCAUUUUUCUCAACAGUGAAACAAUCAUGUUCCUUCAUGAAAUAUUCCAUCAAGGACUAAAGGCAAGGCUGGCAAACUGGCCUACUUUGGUUUUAGCUGAUCUAUUUGAUAUUUUGCUGCCCAUGCUGAACAUUUACCAAGAAUUUGUGCGUAAUCACCAGUACAGCCUCCAAGUACUUGCCAACUGUAAGCAAAACAGAGAUUUUGACAAGCUCUUAAAGCAGUACGAAGCCAACCCAGCCUGUGAGGGAAGGAUGCUGGAGACGUUCUUGACCUACCCAAUGUUUCAGAUUCCCAGGUAUAUCAUCACGCUGCAUGAACUCCUGGCUCACACCCCCCAUGAACAUGUGGAGAGGAAAAGUCUGGAGUUCGCUAAGUCAAAGCUGGAGGAACUGUCCAGAGUGAUGCAUGAUGAAGUCAGCGACACGGAGAACAUACGGAAAAACCUCGCCAUUGAGAGGAUGAUCGUGGAGGGCUGCGACAUUUUGCUGGACACCAGCCAAACUUUCAUCCGACAAGGUUCUCUUAUCCAAGUACCUUCUGUCGAGAGGGGGAGACUCAGUAAGGUCCGCCUGGGCUCCCUGUCUCUGAAAAAGGAAGGCGAGAGACAAUGUUUCUUAUUCACAAAGCACUUUCUGAUUUGUACACGAAGUUCAGGAGGAAAGCUACAUUUGCUCAAGACAGGUGGGGUUCUCUCCCUCGUUCAGUGUACGUUGAUCGAGGAGCCUGAUGCAAGCGACGAUGACUCCAAAGGUUCUGGCCACAUGUUUGGACAUCUGGAUUUUAAAAUAGUAGUGGAGCCUCCUGAUGCUGCCUCUUUCACCGUGGUCUUGUUAGCACCUUCGCGCCAGGAGAAAGCUGCAUGGAUGAGCGACAUCAGUCAGUGUGUAGACAAUAUACGAUGUAAUGGAUUGAUGACUAUAGUCUUCGAAGAGAAUUCCAAAGUUACUGUGCCACAUAUGAUUAAGUCUGAUGCCCGUCUUCACAAAGACGACACUGACAUCUGUUUCAGUAAAACACUCAAUUCCUGCAAAGUGCCCCAGAUCCGCUACGCCAGCGUGGAGCGCCUCUUGGAGCGGUUGACGGACUUGCGGUUUCUGAGCAUCGAUUUCCUCAACACCUUCCUGCACACCUACCGCAUUUUCACCACGGCCACCGUAGUGCUGGCGAAGCUCUCCGACAUCUACAAGAGGCCUUUCACCUCCAUUCCUGUCAGGUCAUUAGAGUUAUUUUUUGCCACAAGCCAGAACAACAGAGAACACUUGGUAGAUGGAAAAUCCCCACGUCUCUGUCGCAAGUUCUCUUCUCCACCUCCCCUGGCUGUGUCCAGAACGUCCUCCCCAGUGAGGGCUAGAAAGCUGUCUUUGACAUCCUCUUUGAACUCAAGGGUUGGAGCCUUGGACCUGACUAAUUCCUCAUCUUCCAGCAGUCCCACCACCACCACCCACAGCCCCGCUGCGUCCCCGCCACCGCACAAUGCAGCUGUCCUGGAGUCUGCACCAGCUGAUAAAGCAGGAGACUCUGCAGACAUGUCGCCUUGUAGAUCCCCCACGACUCCCCGGCACCUCCGAUAUCGCCAACCUGGAGGACAGGUAGCUGACAGCACCCACUGCUCUGUGUCACCUGCUUCUGCUUUUGCGAUCGCCACAGCUGCAGCGGGACAUGGGAGUCCACCGGGAUUUAACAAUGAGAGAACAUGUGACAAGGAGUUCAUCAUACGGAGAACAGCCACCAAUCGAGUCCUGAAUGUCCUCCGCCACUGGGUCUCAAAGCAUGCCCAGGAUUUUGAACUCAAUAAUGAACUCAAAAUGAAUGUUCUAAACUUGCUAGAAGAAGUUCUACGAGACCCAGACCUUCUUCCUCAAGAAAGGAAAGCCACGGCGAACAUCUUAAGGGCUCUUUCACAAGAUGAUCAAGAUGACAUCCACCUAAAAUUAGAGGAUAUAAUUCAAAUGACAGACUGUCCAAAGGCUGAGUGCUUUGAGACGUUGUCAGCCAUGGAGCUGGCUGAGCAGAUCACUCUCCUGGACCACAUUGUUUUCAGAAGCAUCCCCUAUGAAGAGUUCCUUGGGCAGGGCUGGAUGAAGCUGGACAAGAACGAAAGGACGCCUUACAUCAUGAAAACCAGCCAGCACUUCAAUGAGAUGAGUAACCUGGUGGCCUCCCAGAUAAUGAAUUACGCUGACGUCAGCUCCCGUGCCAACGCCAUUGAGAAGUGGGUAGCAGUGGCAGACAUUUGCCGAUGUCUACACAACUACAAUGGUGUGCUGGAGAUCACCUCGGCCUUGAACAGAAGUGCCAUCUACAGGCUGAAGAAAACCUGGGCCAAGGUGUCCAAGCAGACAAAAGCUCUAAUGGACAAACUUCAGAAGACUGUCUCAUCUGAAGGAAGAUUUAAAAACCUCAGAGAGACUCUCAAAAACUGUAACCCCCCAGCCGUCCCUUACCUUGGGAUGUACUUGACAGACCUGGCAUUCAUUGAAGAAGGAACACCAAACUUUACUGAAGAAGGCCUUGUCAAUUUCUCCAAAAUGCGAAUGAUAUCACACAUCAUUCGAGAGAUACGCCAGUUCCAGCAGACCGCUUACCGCAUAGACCAGCAGCCAAAGGUCAUACAAUACCUGCUUGACAAAGCCCUUGUCAUAGAUGAAGAUACACUCUACGAGCUGUCACUCAAAAUUGAACCUCGACUCCCUGCUUGAAGAUCCGGCCUUGUCCCCGAAACCAUUGGAAGUCCAUAGAAAGUGGGUCACACAUGGCACAGGGGGAUCCAGAGGGACAACACCUGCCUUCUUUCACCAUCAAAGAUGGAACUGGACUGUAAAUCAGUCUCCAGCAAGAGUGAAACCCAGCUCCAUAGACCAAAAACAGAUACUCCAGGCUUGGGUGGGAAAAUGUAAACUUUGAAGCUUAGGGAAGCUGAUGAAACAAUUUGAAUAUGGGAUAUACUAUAGAGAUGCUGGUAACAAUUGUAAUGAAGUGGAAUGAAGGUAAACCUCCCCUGUCCCGCAUUCUGUUAGAACUCAGGGACAAGGUCCCACAGAGAAGACCUGAAAUGUGUCUUUGUCACUCUGCUAGACUGGGCACACCUCUACCAGUCCUCUAGGAUGUAAUCUCAUCUGUUACAGUUCCUUUAUGCCAAGCAUCAUGGCCAGGCUGAAGCUUCAUUUCUAGGCCCAGCACAAAAGCAGUUUCAGUGCACAGCAUGUGCAUUGUUCUCAGUGUGUUUCCGAAGCCUGGGAGGAGUGGUGUGCUCUGAAAGCGGCCUAUUUUAGCCUUUAGGCAAUGAGACAGGAAAUGAAAUAUUAAAAACCAAGUGUAUUUGUGGGUAGCAUUUCCUUAAUUAUAAGUAUCCAGUGUCCCAUACACUCAGUGGGGGGCUACAUUGUGAGAUUGGCUGCCCCCUUAGAGAACCAAGUGUGGAGGUUUCAGUAAGGUGUAUGCCCGUGUCAGUCACCUGACCAAACUGUGGAAUGUGCUGUGAGGAGAAAUGAUUUUUACUAAGGGGAAACGUAGGCCUAAAAGUCAUCUUUGCUGGUUUCACUGUUUCUCUAGAAACCUUUUCUGAUGCACACAAACCUAUUUGGGCUCAUUGUGAGCAUUUUGGGGGAGCUUUCUCUGGAGAGCCCACACUUGCAUAGGCUUUGGUAGACAGUCCUUUCUCCUGUCUCAGCCAUCUUUGUUAAAAAUGGUUUGGAGAUCAUUCUGCAUAAGAAUACUGUAAGUGCAUGGAUAAUGGCCUGAGUACACCACAGCUCUUAAGGCAGAAAGCCAAAUUCGGGGGUUGCCUUGCACCCCAAGCCUGGAAAAGUGGCCUCGGUCUCCUCGCAAUGGUCUGUUGUUAAAGGGAUGGGGCUCUCCUUGAUUACCCCCAUCUCCUAGCUUCAGGGAGACCACUGCUUUAAAAGAAGGCAGCAAUGGCAAAGGGGGUAUUAUUAUCUGGGCCUAGCAUGCCUGGCAUUUUCUCUUAGAGGCAUGAUGCUCAUUGAGGCUGACAAUGAAGAUUGACCUGCCUGGCUAUGUCCCCUCUUCCCUUGCAUUCUGAUUAUGUGAUAGAGCAAACAAGUAGCUAGUGCUUUCCACUCGCUGGCUCCAGAGCUAGCAUUGAUAAUGUACCAUAGAACUAGCAAAGGUACAUUUCCUGCAUAGUAAUGGUCAUCCUUGUAUAUAACAGCAUAGAGAAAUAUUAACUGAGAAAAAAUAUUUAUAUUCUAUGAAUUCCACUCCAAGUCUUUUCGCUGGCUCAUAUUAGCCAACAGUGUAGCACUAAGUCCCACAGGGACACGUAUGGAUGCUUUCUCCGUUUUGUUUAUUUAUUUCCUGAGUUGCUUGUUUGUUCUCUUCAGUUUCAAAUAAGAUAUUGUUGCAUCGUGAUGCAUGAUGAAAACACGGGAUGUUGGAUGUGCAUACCUUGUGACUUGUUUCUUGGUGUUCAGAGACCAAACAAGAGCUUACAGAGAAAGAGUAAAGGUUAGCAUUCUUGCAAGGACCACAGCAUACCAAUUUCACGAAAAACACUACUAGGAAAGGAGUACCUGCAUAGACUCCAACCCUACCCUGCCCUUCCUCCACCCCAUCCCUGACCUUCAGAGGAUGGCUCUGUGUGCACUUUGCUUGGGAGUUUGGGCUUCUAUUUCUUCAAUGUUGUAUUCAGAGGCCAAUACAACCAUUCUUAGGGGGAAAAAAACAGGUAAAAAAGUAAUUUCUAAUGCACCUGUUGAAAUGCAGCUUUUCGCUGGGCAGUGGGUGGCACACACCUUUAAUCCCAGCACUUGGGAGGCAGAGCCAGGCAGAUUUCUGAGUUAGAGGCCAGCCUGGUCUACAGAAUGAGUUCCAGGACAGCUGGGGUACACAGAGAAACCCUGUCCCAAAGAAACCAAAAAGAAAAAAGAAAAAAAAGAAGAAGAAAGAAAUGCAGCUUUUCUAUGGGGCUCGUUCCCAGAAGAAUGUUGGGAGCUCCCCCAGUGGUCAUUUGUGGGUACUGCCAUUGCUUUACUCUGUUUUCAUCUUGUUAGAGCUAAAGAGACCCAUAUCAUAUGUGGGUUAGCCAGGGCAGGAAUGCACAUUUAGAAACAAAACACCUCAGCUUGCUCACGUUUAAAAUUCACCAGAGCAAUUUGUGGUUUCUCUUGUGAUUGUUGGAAGUCCUUGUCCUUUGAAGCUUUCUGUGUAUGUGUGGGAUGCAAUGCAUGCACUCCAGUCCGUGUCUGUCAACACCCUCCUUUAGGAGAUGCACUUUAAGAGCACCUGGGAGACCAGCUUCUAAAGAUAAAGGAGUGAACACCGUGGACCGCAAAAUUAACAGGAAAUCAACCUGUUUUCAUGCUUUCAAACAACACAUCACCUUGCUAGUCAUUGGCGUGGCUAUGAGGACCUUGGGGAUGGGAUGCCUAAGACAUCUCUCCUCUUGCUACAGAAACUAAUCUCUUACUGAAGUCUGCUAUCAUAUGUGACAGUCUCAGGCUUGAAGUAUAAUGCUGUCAGUUUUCUUUAUCAAUUUAACAGAGGAAUUUAAAGAGGGGAUUUUAAACUGCUGUGGAGAUAUUAGAGUGUCCCUAACACAAAGUCUCCUUUGCUGUCUGUUUGUGCAUCUCAAAGUACUGCAUAUAAACAUGAAACUCAUGAAUGCCUGGAUCAUCUGAAAGAGAAAACUCCACUGUGAGCCAUUUAAUGUGACAAUGGACCUUCCCCUUUCUUUCAUGUUAGGUGAGACGAAAUGGUGGGCCAGCAGAUGUUGCAUCUUACCUAAAGAAUAAUGCAACUCAUCGCUCAUUCCUAAAUCUGUCAGCUUUCACAUUAAAACAACAAAAAAAAGAUUUUACUUGGCUUUUCUUUUCAACUUUAAAUUCAUCCCCCAUGAAAACGUCUCUUGUUUUAAGUAUGUUUCUUUGAAAUUUAAACUGCAAGUGUUAUCAUUCUUACUAUGGUUGAAAUGGCAUACGAGAUAAUAUACUAUAAAAUGUUUUUAGCCAGGCUCAUGUCCACAGCUGGAGGAGAUUCAUGAACAGAAUUUAUUUCCAUUUCUGUGAGAAAUAAGACUGUAAGUCUAGUGACCACUGCAUGAUUCCUGGAAAUAAGACUCUAGUCGGUGGAAGGUAACAGUCACCCUUUCAGGGGCCACUGCUAUCCUAAAGCAGGACAGAACAGACAUAGAGAGGGGCCUUUUGUUGUAGGUGCAGACAUGUGAGCAAUCUAGCAGGGUUUCUAUUUCCACUGACGUUAAGAUGGCUAUUGAUUGACUGUCCUUGAUCCGGUCUGCUCGACAUAAACACUCAUCCUAUUUCACAGUGUUGUACUGCUGUCUCUGCACAUUUCAGUUUGAACCGGAAAGUUGGUGGUGAAGCAGCACUGGACCGGACAUGAGUCUCAGUCCAGCUCUGCACUGUCCACCGAAAAGCAUAGGCCAGUGUUUACACCUCCUAGUCUCGCUUUUCUCAUCUGCAAAAUAGGAUUAAUCAUAAUUCCUGUGCUGUCUACCUCACUAGGCUGUUCUGAGGACCAAAGGGGUCAGAAUGUAAACUUUAAAGUGCUGUACAGUUGUGAGGUAACUGAUUACCAUUCUCAGCUCUCUUUUGCAGAGGAAUUAGAUGUACUUUUUAUUUGUAUGUAUGUGUGUGCUUGUAUGUGUGAACACGUGAUAGUCAGUGAAACACAUUGUUUGUGUCUGGCUACUUUGUGCAUCUGCUGUCAUUUGUCACUCUAAGGAGGGAUUUGUGUUGUGGCUAAGCACUUGCCAAGUGAGGUGUAGGUUAUGCCAACAUGCAAAUUAAACUUCGUCUUUCUUCAGUA
Molecule: messenger RNA, 8243 nt
Organism: Mastomys coucha (southern multimammate mouse)
Lineage: Eukaryota; Metazoa; Chordata; Mammalia; Rodentia; Muridae
Gene: Rasgrf2
Product: Ras protein specific guanine nucleotide releasing factor 2
Exons: 27
Coding region: 584-4156 (1190 amino acids)
Biological process (GO): positive regulation of GTPase activity; Ras protein signal transduction
Cellular component (GO): plasma membrane
Molecular function (GO): protein binding; guanyl-nucleotide exchange factor activity
Source: RefSeq, a predicted model, not a curated record